UCGAGGGAGGCUGCUGCUGAAGUCCUAGAAAGAAGGCGCACCAGAAGAGUUCGGAUAGUGUCAAAGGUUUUCUGUAUGCGGACAUUUGAGACGGUUUUCUUUGAACCAAACCAACAACCAGACCUAUCAAUUCAGGGAUUGGUUGAUAGCCCGCUGGGUCGCCGUGUUCUGCCAUGGAGGACGGGAAGCCAGUCUGGGCGCCCCACCCCGUUGAUGGGUUCCAGCUGGGUGUGAUCGUGGACAUCGGUGCAGACGGCCUCACCAUCAAGCCGCUCAGCCAGAAGGGCAAGACCUUCCUGGCUCCAAUGAAUCAAGUGUUCCCUGCAGAGGAGGAUGUCAACAAACAUAUGGAGGACAACUGUUCUCUCAUGUACCUUAAUGAGGGCACACUGUUGAACAAUAUCAGAGUGCGGUAUAGUAAAGACAAGAUAUAUACUUACGUGGCCAACAUUCUGAUUGCGGUCAACCCAUACUAUGACAUCCCCAAACAUUACUCUCCAGAAACCAUCAAGUCUUAUCAGGGCCGGUCCCUUGGGACUCUUCCCCCUCAUGUCUUCGCCAUUGCUGACAAGGCUUACCGGGACAUGAGGGUGCUGAAGAUGAGUCAGUCCAUCAUCGUGUCCGGAGAAUCUGGGGCUGGCAAGACUGAAAACACCAAAUUUGUCCUCAGAUAUUUAACAACUUCAUAUGGAACUGGUCAAGAUAUUGAUGAGAGGAUUGUUGAAGCAAACCCCCUGCUUGAGGCUUUUGGAAAUGCCAAGACAGUCAGGAACAACAACAGCAGUCGUUUUGGGAAAUUUGUGGAAAUCCACUUUAAUGCAAAGAAUAAUGUGGUAGGCGGGUUCGUGUCUCAUUACCUGUUGGAGAAGUCCAGGAUCUGCAUGCAAGGUACCGAGGAGAGGAACUACCACAUCUUCUACAGGCUGUGUGCUGGAGCCUCGGAGGACAUCCGAAAGAGGCUGCAUCUCGACUCCCCUGACCACUUCAGGUAUCUGAAUAGAGGAUGCACACGAUACUUCGCCAGCAUGGACACAGACAAACAGAUCGGCCAGAAUCGCAAGAGUCCUGAGGAUAAUAAGCAUGUUAAAAUGGGCGCCCUUAAAGACCCUCUGCUGGAUGACCAGGCGGACUUUAACAGGAUGUGCGCGGCCAUGAAGAAGAUCGGACUGGAUGACACGGAGAAGCUGGACCUGUUCAGGGUUGUAGCCGGGGUUCUGCACCUGGGAAACAUCGACUUCGAGGAGACAGGGAGCACUUCAGGCGGCUGUAUCUUGAUGAGCCAGUCGAGCCAGACACUGUCCUACUGUGCUGAUCUGCUUGGAUUGGACCAGGACGACCUGAGAGUGAGCCUCACCACCAGGGUCAUGCUGACUACAGCGGGGGGCGCCAAAGGAACAGUCAUCAAGGUGCCUCUGAAGGUGGAACAGGCAAACAGCGCCCGCGAUGCCCUGGCCAAGGCUGUGUACAGCUGCCUCUUUGACCACGUGGUCAGGAGGGUCAACCAGUGCUUCCCCUUCAAAACCUCCUCUAACUUCAUAGGCGUGUUGGACAUCGCCGGUUUCGAGUAUUUUGAGCACAACAGCUUUGAGCAGUUCUGCAUCAACUACUGCAACGAGAAGCUCCAGCAGUUCUUUAACGAGCGCAUCCUGAAAGAGGAGCAGGAGCUGUAUCAGAGGGAAGGACUGGGGGUCAAUGAAGUUCACUAUGUUGACAACCAGGACUGCAUAGACCUGGUGGAGGCCCGGCUGGUGGGCAUCUUGGACAUUCUGGACGAGGAGAACCGUCUGCCGCAGCCCAGCGACCAGCACUUUGCUGAGACCGUCCACAGCAAGCACAGAAACCACUUCAGACUCACGGUUCCCAGGAAGUCAAAACUUGCUGUGCAUAGGAACAUCAGAGACGAUGAAGGCUUCAUCAUCAGACACUUCGCUGGGGCCGUGUGCUACGAGACGACCCAGUUUGUGGAGAAGAAUAACGACGCCCUCCACAUGUCCUUAGAGAGCCUGGUGUGUGAGUCCAAGGACAGGUUUGUUCGGGAGCUGUUUGAGAACUCCAACAACAGCAAGGACUCCAAGCAGAAAGCUGGCAAGCUCAGCUUCAUUAGUGUGGGAAACAAAUUCAAGACCCAGUUGAACCUCCUGUUGGAGAAGCUUCGCAGCACUGGCUCCAGCUUCAUUCGCUGUGUGAAACCCAAUCUGAAGAUGGUGAGCCACCACUUUGAGGGAGCCCAGAUUUUGUCUCAACUGCAGUGUUCAGGUAUGGUGUCUGUGCUGGACCUGAUGCAAGGAGGUUUUCCUUCACGAGCUCCUUUCCACGAGCUCUACAACAUGUACAAGCAGUUCAUGCCUGACAAUCUCACACGACUGGACCCCAGGCUGUUCUGCAAGGCCCUGUUUAAGGCACUGGGUCUGAAUGAGAACGACUACAAGUUUGGGUUGACCAGGGUGUUCUUCCGCCCCGGGAAGUUUGCAGAGUUCGACCAGAUCAUGAAGUCGGAUCCGGAGCACCUGGCGGAGCUGGUGAAGAAGGUCAACCAGUGGCUGGUCGUCAGUCGCUGGAAGAAAGUCCAGUGGUGUUCGCUGUCCGUCAUCAAACUGAAGGAGAAGAUGAAGUAUCGUGCCUCUGCCCUUAUUAAGAUUCAGAAGACAGUCCGCAUGUGGCUCUGUAAGAAAAGACAUAAGCCACGCAUCGACGGCCUGGUGAAGGUGCGGAACUUAAAGGCACGUAUGGAGCGCUUCAAAGAGGUGGUGGGCGCAUUGAAAGAGGGCAAGCCGGAGAUGGACAAGCAGGUCCUGGAGCUGGGGGCCUCCAUCGACACCCUGAUGGUCAAGAUCAAGUCCACAGUGAUGACCCGGAAGGAGAUUGACCAGGAGUACCAGGGACUGGUGAGGAGCUCAGAGCAGCUGCUGUGCUCCAUGCAGAAGAAGAAGCAAGAGGAGGAGGAGAUGGAGAGACUGCGGCGCAUCGAAAAGGAGAUGGAGAGGGAGAGAAAGAGGAGAGAAGAAGAGGACAAGCAACGCCAGCAAGAGGCUGAAGACAGGAGGAUGAAAUCGGAGAUGGAGCUUAAGCGGAAGCAGGAGGAAGAGGAGAGGAGGAGAAGGGAGGAAGAUGACAGGGUCAUGCAGGCGGAGAUGGACAUCCAGAUAGCGUUGGAGCGGGAGGAGGACUCCCAGCGCUCAGCCGUAUGGGAGCAGGAGAGGAGGGACAGGGAGCUGGCCAUGAGGAUCGCCCAGAGUGAAGCCGAACUCAUAACGGAUGAUGCCCAGAUUGACCCCAGCCUGCGCAGCAACGAAUAUCUCUCAGGUCUCUAUCCUGACACAGUGAGAGCCAUAGGUCCUCAGGUGCAGGCGCUAAAAUCCGCCGGCGUGAAGAAGUAUGACCUGAGCAAGUGGAAGUAUGCAGAGUUACGGGACGUCAUCAACACCUCGUGUGACAUCGAGCUUCUCGCGGCAUGCAGGGAGGAGUUCCACCGUCGUCUGAAAGUAUACCAUUCCUGGAAGUCCAAGAACAAGAAACGCGACAGCGCUGCAGAGCAAAGGGCUCCCAAAUCAGUCGUUGACUAUGCCCAACAGAACCCUUCGCUGGCCUCGGUCGCCCCCCCAACCGGAGGACCGCAAUGAGCCGCCAGCAGCGCUACUUUCGCAUCCCCUUCAUCCGGCCCGACCGACCAGUACAAGGAUCCGCAGAACAAGAAGAAAGGCUGGUGGUACGCCACUUCGACGGGCCCUGGAUCGCCAGGCAGAUGGAGCUGCACCCUGACAACAGCCCAUCCUUCUGGUGGCAGGUAAGACGACAUGGAGAUGUGUGAGCUGAGCCUGGAGGAGACGGGCCUGACCAGGAAGAGGGGAGCUGAGAUUCUGCCUCGGCAGUUUGAGGAGAUCUGGGAACGCUGUGAUGGGAUCACGUACCUGCGGAACGCCAUCGACAGCAAGCAGGCCAGGCCCACGUACGCCACCGCCAUGUUACAGAACCUCCUCCAGUGAACCUGGGGACCAGCCGACAAAGGCUCUGAAAACAGAAGCUGUCCUGAUCAUAACAGCCUUUCAGGCUAACGGUUAUGUUGAUUUGUCGUUUUACAUUAAGGUUUGUUUGUUCUGUAUUUUCAUGACAGUAAUCACCCAAUUUCCAUUCCAUCCUAAUGCAAUAUCCUACGUUUUAAUGACAUUUUUAUGACGAGGCCUUGAAACUAUUUUCUUUGGUAUUAAUGUCAGAGGUGCACUUCUCUGUGACCGUCUUAAUUGUAUAUUGAUGUUUAGUUAAGAACAUGACCAUUUGCUGGAAAUGUUGUAUUUAAUUCAGUGAUUGAUAUGGCAAGUACUUGGCUUCAUAAUUUGUGCUCUGGAUAUACCUUUUUGACACAUAUAUUAGUAUAUAUUAUUAGGGUUUACACUUUCCGGAUAGUGGAGGUCAGGUUGUUAAAACCGAUUUUAGUUUUUUACUGCAAUAGUAAAAUCUGAACACAAAAGGUUAUCUGUCUGUGAGCCUGCCAUAACGCGGGGUCAGAUUGUGUACUUGAUGUAGAAAGCUAGCAGACUUUCUUUGUUUGUUUAAUACAGUAUCUACAAUACUAGCUUAAGCUUAGCUUACUAAAGGUUUUUACAUCUUCCAACAAGCCACUGAGCAGUGGUAGACAUUACAUAUUUUUGGAUAGAUUCAUCAAAAAUAAGAUUUCGACUUUGUCUCAGAGUAAAUGUUGCAUGUCAUUGUCAGCCUGCCUCUCUCAUAGAUUCAUUGAAGCACAGUCCUCUUUAACGUGUGGGGAGAAAAAAACACCAUUUUGGAAAAAAACAGUGAAAGAAUUCUCAAGCUAUGUAUUCCAUUGUGACAGAAUGUAUUUUUAUCUAAGAACUCCUUAAAAAUGUAUUUACAAAAAAUUAACCAUAGGAUUUCCAGGCAACCUUUUUCAUAGACAUAAAUAACUCUUGAAAGAAUUAUCCCAAAAAUGUUAAUACCAUUGUUUGUAGGUUUGUAAGUGUGAUUUUGUCUUUCACGCUUGAUAGCUAGGUUACUUUUGCCGAUAUGUGACUUUGUCGAUAUGUGAGUCAGUCAUCUCUUCAUGGACCCCCAGUUAUAAUUUAUUGCCUAUUUGAUCAUGAGUGAUAACCUUGUUUGUGUUAUUUUCUUUAUAGUGAAAUGAUGUAAUAUUGAUGUUACACAUUCCUCCAUGCAAUUGUAUCUGUGGUUUUUCCACUUCUACUUUUGCACUGCAAAUAAUAAAUAAAUACAUUCCAACUAA
This is a messenger RNA of Esox lucius (northern pike), 5236 nucleotides long. It is a transcript of the gene myo6b, whose product is annotated as myosin VIb. The transcript is spliced from 34 exons. Gene Ontology annotation, biological process: inner ear morphogenesis; endocytosis; inner ear auditory receptor cell differentiation. The record is from RefSeq and is a predicted model, not a curated record. Gene Ontology annotation, molecular function: actin filament binding; ATP binding; microfilament motor activity. Lineage: Eukaryota; Metazoa; Chordata; Actinopteri; Esociformes; Esocidae. Bases 174 to 3620 code for a protein of 1148 amino acids. Gene Ontology annotation, cellular component: cytoplasm; actin cytoskeleton; myosin complex.